Dufourea novaeangliae is the source of this 715-nucleotide messenger RNA. It is a transcript of the gene RpL17, whose product is annotated as 60S ribosomal protein L17. The transcript has 5 exons. The record is from RefSeq and is a predicted model, not a curated record. Gene Ontology annotation, biological process: cytoplasmic translation. Lineage: Eukaryota; Metazoa; Arthropoda; Insecta; Hymenoptera; Halictidae. Gene Ontology annotation, molecular function: structural constituent of ribosome. Gene Ontology annotation, cellular component: cytosolic large ribosomal subunit; ribosome. The coding region runs from base 96 to 653 and encodes 185 amino acids.
AGUUUUCAGGUUGGUAGUACUGAACAUACAGGAAGUUCAUUUUAGUUGCGCACGUGACGUCUUUUCCUUUAAAAUCGUGCUGUCUAGAGAACGCAAUGGGACGUUACUCUCACGAACCGGUAAACGCGACCAAGUCGUGCAAAGCACGGGGUUCUAAUUUGCGAGUGCAUUUCAAGAACACACAUGAAACAGCGCGUGCCAUCAAGAAUAUGCCUCUGCGAAGGGCGCAGAAAUAUUUGAAAAAUGUGAUCGAACACAAGGAGUGCAUACCAUUCCGUAGAUUCAAUGGCGGUGUUGGCAGGUGUACUCAAGCAAAACAGUUCGGUACCACACAGGGUCGUUGGCCUAAAAAGUCAGCAGAAUUCUUACUGCAGCUAUUGAAAAAUGCAGAAAGUAACGCCGAUGUUAGAGGACUGGAGAUUGACCGACUCGUAAUUUAUCAUAUUCAAGUGAACCAUGCUCCUUGCUUGAGAAGGAGAACAUACAGAGCUCAUGGUCGCAUCAAUCCUUACAUGAGCUCUCCGUGUCACAUUGAAGUAAUUCUGACUGAGAAGGAAGACUUUGUUGUUAAGAGUCCAGAGGAAGAGCCCUCCAAAAAGAAAUUGAGUAAGAAGAAGCUUGCUAGGCAAAAGGAAAAGAUGAUGAGAGAAUAACUUUAUACACUAAGUGGAUAUUGAAUGUACCGUGGAAAAUGAAGAUUACACUGUUCUCUAAA